AUGGAGCCGACAGAUGCCCGACGUUUGGUUCCAUGUUUUGAUGAGCCUGAAUUCAAGGCGAUUUGGAAAAUCAAAGUUAUUCACCCAAUAGGCACGUCAGCAGUUUCAAAUGGAAUAGAAACCAAAAUUGCUGUUAAAACGGAAAAUCCGGACUGGGUAGUGACUUCAUUUAUCGAAUCACCACCAAUGUCAUCCUAUUUGCUCGCCUUGGCAAUAACGGAUUUCGAUUACAACGAGGGUAAUACAAGCCGCGGUACAAGGUUUCGAAUUUGGUCACGCCGAGAAGCUUUGAAUCAAACGUCGUAUGCUCUCAGUGCUGGCAUAUCAGCUUUGGAAUUUUAUGAAGACUAUUACAAUAUAUCAUUUCCACUGAAAAAACAAGGUUAUCAGCUAAACUGGGGCAUGAUAACAUAUCGCGAGAAAUAUCUGCUUUUUGACGAAAAUCUUUAUGCACCGUUCCAAAAAGCCAGCGUCGCGCUGGUCGUAGCUCAUGAGCUGGCACAUCAGGUUCAUUUUUUCCCGAAGCUGGCUGUAAUUUAA
Molecule: messenger RNA, 540 nt
Organism: Gongylonema pulchrum
Lineage: Eukaryota; Metazoa; Nematoda; Chromadorea; Rhabditida; Gongylonematidae
Source: the annotation of a GenBank genome assembly